Molecule: messenger RNA, 1782 nt
Organism: Erpetoichthys calabaricus (reedfish)
Lineage: Eukaryota; Metazoa; Chordata; Cladistia; Polypteriformes; Polypteridae
Gene: pgap4
Product: post-GPI attachment to proteins GalNAc transferase 4
Exons: 2
Coding region: 323-1504 (393 amino acids)
Biological process (GO): GPI anchor biosynthetic process
Cellular component (GO): Golgi membrane
Molecular function (GO): glycosyltransferase activity
Source: RefSeq, a predicted model, not a curated record
UUUCUCUUUAUUUCACUGUAACAUAACAGCUUAUCUUUAAUUGCUUUUUUCUCUGCACGCCAAGUAACAAAUCAACAGCAACUCGCGUUACUCCAAAAAAUCUGACUGGAAAUCCCCGUGAAGACAUUGAAGUGGGAGAGGGUGAAAUGUCACAAAUAGAAACUCCAAAUAGUCCAGUGACAGAUCUGCACUGAAGACUUCCUCCCAAAGAAACGUCCUGCAAGAGCCUGAUACUGUCUUUUUCACCUGAACGUCAUAUCAGAAAGAUUUCAAAUGGCUGGACCUUGAGCUACCUUUGGAAACUUGAGGACAGAAGAACUUCAUGGCGCUACAACUGAAAGCCUUUCUACGGCACCACUGCCGUCGUUCAAGUCCCCUGCUUCACAUCCUGGGCUUGUCUUCUCUUACUUUUUUAGUGAUCUUUCCAUUGUUAUGUCAUAGACUUUUGUACUCAUACUAUUUCUUUAAGUUUCUUUAUUUGAAAUCUAUGAGUCAUGAAGCAUUGCAGGCCAGCUUAGCAAGAGGACAGACGGCCCUGCAUUACUGGCAGUCCUUUAAUGGAACCCCACAACUUCUGCCAGUGGAGCCAGCCAGUCCCCAGAUCCUGGUAACCAUUGUAACAGCUGCACGACCCACAGAUGGCAUUCAGUAUCACUAUGUGCUGCAGGUGGCAGAGCUGCUUGAUCAUGCCUUAAUGGAGUGUGGCGGGUGUGCGGAGGUACUUUUGUGCAAUGUGGAAGAGGAGCCAGAGAAAAACGAGGAUGUAUCGUUGCUUAUAAAACGCUUCCCCGUGGUCGAGCGAUUCAAGGAUCUCGAACGGCAGGCCUCAACAGCAUUAAACAUUUUUGAGAAGGAGAAACAGGACUACGUCUACUGCCUAAAGCAAAGCUUGGAAAUCUUCAAUCCCCAAAACGUGCUGCUCUUGGAGGAUGACGCCGCCCCAAUGCAGAACUUCUUUCCGGUGGUCCAAAAUCUAAUCUCGCGGAGCUUUUACUCCAACACGCUUUACGUGAAGCUCUUUCAUCCAGAACGGCUACACCGCUACUGGAAUCCCGAACCUUACAGGAUACUCGAGUGGGUGGGCCUAGGCAUGACCGGGGCUUCGGUUUUAUGUGCACUGUAUAAAAGACUGAUAGGAUUUUCACCCAAGAUGUUGCCUUUCCUCUUUUUAUUUUUUAUGCUGUACACGAUGGCGGCUGCUGAGCUUUUUGGGAGACACUACUUGCUGGAACUGCGCAGGCUGUCCCCUCAGCUCUACGCGGUGUCCCCUGCGACCGAGUGCUGCACCCCUGCCAUGCUGUUUCCACACUUUUCUGCGAGGCGUGUCAUGCACUAUCUCAAUGAACUGACAUGCAAGCCAGGCUUUGCUAAAGAUAUCGCCCUGUAUGACAGCCUCCAAAAAAACCAAAGCGAACGAGCUCACAGUGUAGAGCCCAACCUCGUCUGGCAUAUCGGAGCCUAUUCAUCGGUAAGGGCCACCCGCUCACAGCCCAGACUUCUGUAACCCCCCCUGCGGAACCCGUCUUGUUCCUUGAAUGCAAGUAAGGAGUUGUGCUCAGAUUAUUAGGAAGCUCCUUUGAACAUCACUACCUCACCAAGUGGCCAAGACUUGAGGGAUCCCAAUGUGUGGCUUUCCAACCCGCUGACUUUAAGGGGGGAGCACCAUCAGUGCCUGUUGUUUCCUAAAAAUUUCAAAGCAAAUUCUGUAAAGCUGCAGGAUGACAUGUAAUAUGAUUUUUAGCUCAUUGAUUGCUUCAUCUGCCAUAUUAUUAAAAAAAUGAU